UGUCUACAUCAACGAAACGUGUGUGAGUUCUCCUCCCAGUCACUAGGUGGCGCUUUCGAGCUUUAAGUUCGCUCGCGUCAGGAAGAAGAAGAUUAUCCAUGUUCCGUUUCCAGGGCGAUUCCGUCGGCGGCUGAAAAGCGCCAAAUCCAAACUCCUGAGCACGACGAAAACAACGAGCCCCGGCAGCAUCCCCCCUCGUUAGCUUCGGGCUCCAGCGCCCCUCGUUAGCUUCGGGCUCCAGCGCCCCUCUAGCGCCUCUCUUGACACACGAGCCCCGGACGUCAUCGGUCAACAUGGAGGAGCUCUUCAGCAGACGGUUACAGGUGAACGUGAGGUGCCGAGACGGCGAGGAGAGCAGGAGAGCAAAUAUCCGUGUCACCAUCGAGCUUCAGCUGACAACAAGUCCAGUACACAAACGGGAUCUUCUCGUGAGGCUGACUGACGAUCUAGAUUCGUAUUUCCUCUUCAACCUCUCGAUAUCAGAAGAAGAUUUCCAAAGUUUGAAAGUCCAGCAGGGGCUUCUCAUUGACUUUGCAUCUUUUCCUCAGAAGUUUAUUGACCUGCUCAAUCUGUGCUAUUCUGAGCAAGAGUCCGACAACCCAAGGUUUCUCCUGCACUUGUCGUAUCAGUCUGCGGUGCUCGAAGGCCCCGCCAACUUCAGUGUCGUAGAGACGAAUGCAUUCAAACACCUGAAUCACUUGUCUCUGCGGCUUGUUCAAGGCUCCGACAAGGAGAUUAAAGACUACCUGGCCGUGUGUCUCUCAUCUCUGAAGGCGGAGAAGCAGGCCCUGGAAACGAAGCUGAAGAAGACCGAAGACGAUCUGUCCAGGCAGCUGAGUUAUGCUCAACAGACGCUGUCGGAGAAGACCAAGGAGUUGGACAAACUGCGUUCAGAGUGGACGGGUCAGAGCAGCUCUCUGUCCAGCCGAUAUUCUCAGGAGUUACAGUUGGAGAGAGAGAAGGCUGCAGAGAUACAGAGCAGGCUUCAGCAUCAGACUGAGCAGCUGCGUCAGGACCUGGAGAGGUCUCACAAGCAGAGCAGCCAGCAGCUUCACAGCAGAGUCACAGAGCUAGAGGCCUCCUGCAGAGAGCUGACCGAGAGGAAGUACAAGAACGAGUCCUCCGUCAGAGACCUGAAGACUAAACUAGUGAGCGCAGAGGAGGAGUGCCAGCGCUCAAAGCAGCAGGUCCUGUCUCUGCGGAGGGAGAACAGCACUUUGGACACGGCGGUCCAUGAGAAGGAGCGUUCAGUGAGCCAGCUGCAGAUGAGAGUGGCCGUUCUCGAACAGGAGGUCAAAGAUAAGGAUCAGCUGAUGCGCCGCACUAAAGAGGUGCUGGAAGCCACUCAGCAGCAGAAGGAAUCAGUGGAAGAAAAUGCUGACAGUAAAGAACUUCAGAUUAGAAAACUUGAAGCAACAGUGAAAUCACUAUCUGAGGAGCUGAUAAAGGCCAAUGGUAUCAUAAAGAAGUUGCAAGGGGAGGUCCGAGGCCUGGUUGGAAAAAUAAAAGUCAAAAACACUGUGACGGUGUCUCAGGAGAAGGUCCUUCAGGACACAUCGGAGAAACUUCAGAGUGCUGAGAAGGAUCUGCAGAGCACCCAGCAGCAGGUUGUCACCAAGGACGAGCAGGUUUCAAAAUUGAAGGAGCAGUUGGAGCUGACGGUUCAGAAGCUGAAUGAAAGCAGAGAAGUGUUGAAAACAAAUGAGAAUGUUAUAAAUUGGCUGAACAAGCAGCUAAAUGAGAAGCAGCUGUCCAGGAAGCCACCGUCUCUUGACCCUGUGGUGAAUCCUUCCGUUUUAUCCACAACCGCCGGACUAAGGGCCCAGUUUUAUCCUCAGACAGUCAAACCUGCUGUAACUCCGGGGGCGGCUGAAGACGUCACUCCUGCCGAGCAGCGAUCAGUGCAGCCAACCACCAGACAGAUGGGCGACUACACCGGUCUGGACUCUAAAUACUUUGAGAGGAGAGAUGACUGCAUCCCAAUCUACGGACUGCCAUCCAACCUGCUUCAUGGAGAGUUCCCUCAGCGAACAAAGCCUCAUGUAGCUUCUGCUUACUUCUCUGCAUGAAGCAGUUAUUACCAUAAUUUCAUUUCAGCUCAAGGUGGAAGUAAAACCAUCACAACUUGUUUUAAUUUAUGUGCUACUGGUCUACAUGUCUGUUUUUAAUUGUAUGGUCAAAGUGAAUGUUUUUAAGCCUGUAUGAAAUGUUCCAGUGAUCAUGGAGAAUGUAUUUGUCUUUAGAUGUCUUAGUAAGUUGUUUGCCAUCUGUUCCGUUGUAUUUCAGUUAUAAAGUGUAAUAAACAGCUUUCUAUCCUCA
Messenger RNA from Scophthalmus maximus (turbot), 2319 nucleotides. RefSeq names its product SAS-6 centriolar assembly protein (gene sass6). The coding region runs from base 294 to 2069 and encodes 591 amino acids. Gene Ontology annotation, biological process: centriole replication. The record is from RefSeq and is a predicted model, not a curated record. NCBI's taxonomy places the organism in Eukaryota, Metazoa, Chordata, Actinopteri, Pleuronectiformes, Scophthalmidae. The transcript is spliced from 16 exons. Gene Ontology annotation, cellular component: centriole; centrosome.